Messenger RNA from Anoplophora glabripennis (Asian longhorned beetle), 529 nucleotides. RefSeq lists its product as uncharacterized. Lineage: Eukaryota; Metazoa; Arthropoda; Insecta; Coleoptera; Cerambycidae. The coding region runs from base 4 to 327 and encodes 107 amino acids. The record is from RefSeq and is a predicted model, not a curated record. The transcript has 3 exons.
GUAAUGCCAGUACCGCCUCAACCUGCGCCAUCUUUUUGGAACCCACCUGCACCACAACCACAGUUUUUUCCACAAUUUCUACCACAGCCUUUACCUCAGCAAGCUGCAAAUUUGCCAAUGUGGAUACCAUCUCAGCAAUAUAUUACCCCUUAUCAGUUUAUUCCACAACAAUCGAGUUGUCAGACAGGUGCUACAUAUCCAUUUUCUCAAUGUGGAAAUCAACAAUCUACAGAUUGUUCUGGAUGUUACUUCUGUAAUGGAGUAUAUAAUCCACAACAAUGUGCCUUUAGUCCAAGUUGUCCUUUACCAUGCCGAAUAAGAGGAUGAUUAUAACAAAAUAAAUAUUUGUAAACAUUAGCACAAACCCACAAACUACCAAAGAAACAGAUAGGUACUGCCAAUAAUAAUAAUCUCUAUAAUAUUUUAUAUGUAGUGAUUACGUUAACAAAGUGUAACAUGCCACGCUUUAAACAAUAAUAUUUUUACUAUCUUUUAAGUAGGUAAUGUUUUAUUAAAUCAAUUCUUAUAA